ACGUCAUCCAUGAGAUGGGCGGUUGAUUGCUUUGCUGGAGCAGGAGAGAGAAAGAAAGAGACGAGCAGAGCUCUCUCCCCUCCUCCUCCUCCCUCUCCUCUUCCUAAAUUCAACUUUUUGCAGCUUGCCGGAAGGUUGGGUGCAGGGGCUCCUUGCAUGGGGGUGCAGUGGGGUGACCUCACAGGGGCUGCCUUUGGCUGCUCUUCCUUCCCUGCAGUCUGGCUGCCAGGGGCUGUGGGUCACCCUAAGAUAUCCCCUGCAUCGCCCCCCCCUAGGUGGGCCCUGCAUCCUGUGUGCACCAGGAAUGCACCAGGCUUGGGGGUGCAGCUGGUGUCUGCCUGAGCCCCCCCAUGCAGAAGACCCCCCGAGGAUUCAGGGCUGACCCCCCCAUCUCUGUGAGGACAGCAGCAGCAGGAGGAGGCAGCACCCCCCCACCCCAGAUGCCAUGGGGGUGCUGUGAGCCCCGGACUGCAGUGAAGGUCUCUGCGGGGUGACUGACAUGAAGUUCCUCGUCUCCUGCACCCGUGGCCCCUGUCUGUGGAGGUAUGGCCUCUCCCCUGCAGAUGUUCUCCUCCCACGGCCUCUCGUUGAGCGCCUUCUGUAGUGCGAAGAAGCCAAAGUUGGAAAUCGGCUCUAUCUGGGAUAUGACCGGUUACGGCUGCCACAGCAAGGUCUAUAAUCCAGGCAAGAGCAGCUCCACGUCCAGCCAGCCUGUGCUCACCCACGCCUCCCUUCUUCAAGCACCUUACGAGCAGACUGUCAUCUUUCCUACCAGUGUGGGUCACAUUGUGGUGACCUCAUCCAGUAGCGGGUCAUCGGCAGCAGUGAGCGGUCAGACGCUCUGCGGCCCCCCGACCAGCCUGAUGCGUCGCAGUACGGUAAGCCUUCUGGACACCUACCAGAAGUGUGGCCUGAAGAGAAAGUGUGAGGAGCUGGAUAACGGCAGUGUGCAAAUUGUAGACGAGCAUCCCCCCAUGACGCAGAACAAUGCUAGUGGGGUUACUGCUGCUACCACUUCCACGGCCACCUCCAAGAACAGUGGCUCCAACAGCGAAGGGGAUUACCAGCUGGUGCAACAUGAAGUCCUCUGCUCCAUGACCAACACCUACGAGGUGUUGGAGUUCCUGGGCAGAGGCACCUUCGGGCAGGUGGUGAAAUGCUGGAAAAGGGGCACCAAUGAGAUAGUGGCAAUCAAAAUCUUGAAGAACCACCCUUCGUACGCCAGACAGGGCCAGAUUGAAGUGAGCAUACUGGCGCGGCUCAGCACGGAGAGCGCGGACGACUACAACUUUGUGAGAGCCUACGAGUGUUUCCAGCACAAGAACCACACCUGCCUCGUCUUUGAGAUGCUGGAGCAGAACCUGUACGACUAUCUCAAGCAGAACAAGUUCAGUCCGUUACCGCUGAAGUACAUCCGGCCCGUCCUGCAGCAGGUGGGCACCGCUCUCAUGAAGCUGAAGAGCCUGGGUCUCAUCCAUGCAGACUUGAAGCCGGAGAACAUCAUGCUGGUUGAUCCUUCCAGGCAGCCGUACAAAGUCAAGGUCAUCGACUUUGGGUCCGCAAGCCAUGUGUCCAAAGCUGUGUGUUCCACCUACCUGCAGUCCAGAUAUUACAGGGCUCCGGAGAUUAUCCUGGGUUUACCUUUUUGCGAGGCCAUCGACAUGUGGUCUUUGGGAUGUGUAAUUGCCGAGUUGUUUUUGGGGUGGCCCUUAUACCCUGGGGCCUCCGAAUAUGACCAGAUCAGAUACAUCUCCCAGACACAGGGACUGCCGGCGGAAUAUCUGCUCAGCUCCGGAACCAAGACCACCCGCUUCUUUAACCGGGACGGAGACUCGCCUUAUCCCCUGUGGAGAUUAAAGACGCCUGACGAUCAUGAGUCUGAAACGGGUAUCAAGUCCAAGGAGGCCAGGAAAUACAUCUUCAAUUGUCUGGAUGACAUGGCGCAGGUGAAUAUGACCUCGGAUCUGGAAGGUAGCGACUUGCUGGUGGAGAAGGCGGACAGGAGGGAGUUUAUCGACCUGCUGAAGAAAAUGUUGACCAUAGAUGCAGACAAGAGAAUAACCCCCAUCGAGACCCUGAACCACCCGUUUGUCACCAUGACUCAUCUCCUGGACUUCCCACACAGCUCACACGUCAAGUCUUGUUUCCAGAAUAUGGAGAUCUGCAAGAGGCGGGUGAAUAUGUACGAUACUGUGAACCACAGCAAGACCCCCUUCAUCACACACGUAGCCCCCAGUACUUCCACCAACCUCACCAUGACCUUCAACAACCAGCUGAACACUGUGCAUAGCCAGCCCUCUGCAGCCUCCAUGGCGGCUGUUGCUCAGAGGAGCAUGCCCCUGCAGACAGCAGCCGCACAGAUCUGCGCUCGGCCUGACCCCUUCCAGCAGGCUCUGAUUGUCUGCCCACCAGCCUUCCAAGGCCUGCAGACCUCUCCUUCCAAACACGGCGGCUAUUCUGUGCGUAUGGAUAACACACUUCCGCUGGUCACGCAGACGGCGGCCGCGCAAGCUCUGCAAAUCCAGUCGGGCCUCCUGACUCAGGCGUGGCCCAGCGGCACUCAGCAGAUCCUGCUUCCCCCGGCGUGGCAGCAGCUGGCAGGAGUGGCAGCACCUACUUCUGUCCAGCAUGCCACGGUCAUCCCAGAGAGCAUGACGAGUACCCAGCAGCUGGCAGACUGGCGGAACAGUCACGCUCACGGUGGCCACUACAAUCUAAUGCAGCAGCCGGCGCUCCUGGCGGUCAUGUCACCCUACCCUCCGCUCAGCCCUUGAAAUGUGGGCGUGGCUCACGUCAUGAGACAGCAGCCAACCAGCUCUUCCUCUCCCGCAAAAAGCAUCACUCGUCAGUCAACCCUCAGGAACUACGAGAUGCUAUCCUCCCAGUCGCACAGUUCUCCCCAGCGCUCCAAGCGGGUGAAGGAAAACACCCCACCACGCUGCUCCAUACCCCAGAACCCUGCCCCCUGCGGCCCUUCCAUAACCUGCGGCUGGGGAGACGUACCUGCGGUUUCAUCUCGUGCUGACCACCAGCGGCAACCAAUAGUCAUCCCGGACACCCCCAGCCCGGCCGUCAGUGUGAUCACUAUCAGCAGCGACACAGAUGAGGAGGAGGAGGAGCAGAAACUCGUCGCUCCCAGCCUGCCCAAGCAGCGCCGGAACGUCAUCAGCUGCGUUACAGUACACGAUUCGCCCAUCUCCGAUUCCUCAAGCAACACCAGCCCCUAUGCCGCCAACGGGCAGCGACGCACCGCCAACACAGCUGCCCAGGAGAGCAAAUGCCAGCCAGAGAUCUCCUCCUCUUCCAACCCCCGCACCAUCAUUGUGCCACCUCUGAAGACCCAGCCGAGCGAGGGGCGUCUGGAGUGUGAAAAGAGGCAGCCAGAUACAACCAGCCACCACUCGUGCAAGCCCAAAUCCUCCUCAUCCACUACAGCUUCCAGCAAUUCUACGGUGUCGGCCACCUACCGACAGCCCAGGCCUGUGGGCCAUUCGUUCCAGCAACAGCCACUGAACCUUAGCCAGGUCACUCAGCACCUCAGCACAGAGCGCUCGGCCAGCCACCGGAGGCAGCAGGCUUACAUCACGCCCACCCUGGCCCAGGCGCCCUACUCCUUCCCACACAAUAGCCCCAGCCACGGGGCAGUGCACCCUCACCUGGCUGCUACCGCUCACCUGCCCAGCCAGCCGCACCUGUACACCUACACGGCACCUGCCGCUCUGGGCUCCACCGGCACUGUGGCCCACCUGGUGGCAUCUCAAGGAUCCGCGCGCCACGCCGCAUACCCAGCCAGCAUUGUGCCCGUCAGCAUGGCGUCGCGGUUGCUUCCCUCUCCCAGUCUCCACCCCAGUCAUUACCAGGCUCAAUUUGCGCAUCAGACUUAUAUCCCAGCCUCCCCCACCUCUGCUGUUUACACUGGAUAUCCGCUGAGUCCACCGAAAGUUAAUCAGUACCCUUACAUCUAGAUCCGGUUGGCGGGAAAAGGACGCCGGGGGGGGCACGGACUAAUGUAAAGGGUAUGAUACUAGUGAUAACUUUUUAACCUGGAGAAUUAUGGAAAUAGAGGCGGCAGGAUGCCAUUUGUUCCUUUUCUUUAUCCUUGAACACGUUUUGGAGUAACUCUGCCUGUGCAAGGUUCGGGGGGGACACCUGGACCUGUGUCUACGGAGACCUAGAACUCUAGGACUCCAAUGAACACUGAACGGUCUCUGGGACCGCCCGACGCAGAGUCUGCAAAGUCUUCUCUCUCCUCUGGACUUUUAACCUUUUUAAACUCUUGGGGGAAGGCGUAUGGACGUUGCUGCAGCACCCGUGGGGUGACCGCAAUGCUGUAAUUUAUUAAUCUGACUUACUGAUGAGAAACACACCGGGCUUUGGUGAUGUCGUGCAGAUUUAGGAGCUUAUACAGAGUCUAUAGAGUUAGGGGUUUGUGACCAUGAUGUAACUCAAGUUUUUAGUUUCUGUUUUAAUUUUAUUGUGUUCAGUAAGAAUUGGAGCAAGGGCUAUCCCUGCGCUAAAGGGAGCCCCCACUUCCAGUUUCUUCCUCCUUUUUACCCCUCUCCUAUAACUGGGGAGCACUCUGGAUACCUCUGAUAACACAUUUGCACCGCUUUUUAGGUUUCAGGUCCCCCUCCAGCACUAAUUGUAAUAAUUUUAAAUUUUAGAGGAUUGUAAUUUUUAUCAAUAGAGUAUAGAGGAAUAAUGGACUUCUGGCGCCUAGCCGGGAGGGUUUUAAGAUACCAAAAAAAAAAAAAAAAAAGACGAUCAAUGGGCAGUGGUUUUUUUCUUUUUGUUCUGAAGAGGGUUCUCGGAUGUCGUGAAAAGGGAUGACUGUGGCUACGUGGAGAAGGACUGCAAUAUGUGGACUAAAGAUCGCACUGUGUCUACGGGGGGACGAGAUGGAAAUUGCUGGAUGGACGGAAACGGAGACAGCUGCUAAUCUCUCCCUAUUCUGAGUCACUUUAGAAACGGACACUUCGCCCCCCCCCUUCCACCGCUACAAUGUAGCACAGCCGGGCGCGCUGUUUUAUAUGCUACUUCUGACAGAUCUAUAUGUAUAUAUAUAUAUAUAUAUAUAUAAAAAAAAAUUCCGUUCAAGUUGCACAAUAGAUAUAGACCCCACCCAUCACACAUCCCAGAGUCCAAAACACUACCCCUGUCUGUGAUCUAAGGUAACGGCAUGUAAAUUUGUGAUGUCCUAAAACGCGCUAUUCCAUGUCCUUCGCUCCUAGUGCCUUACAAACUGCUGAAAUUGUUUGGUUCUCGUUGUUUCUCUAAUAUCGUCCCGUGUUAGGUUGGUUGUCGGCGAGUCAAACCCAACUGUGCUAAAUCCACAUGGACCAUAAGUCUCUCCUUCACCCUUCUGAAUUUCGGGCGGCAUCCAUCUCUGUGUGCCGGAGGCGCAACCAGUAUUAAUCACGUUCACAAACUGAUUUUAAUUCCAUUACGUUUUAACCCCUCAGCUGCAGGAAGCAGUUUAGCAGGCGCAACCGUUGCCUGGAAUACCGGUCGCGUCGAGAUUCCCAGCAGUUCCUAAGACUCAGAGUCAUUAAGAAGACAAACGGCAAAAUCCCAAAUGUUGGCGCAUAGUUAUGUGUGUGACCGUAUAUGUGAGCGAAAUUUAACCCCUUCAGUGCUGAUGGGAUAAAAAAAAAAAGGGAAUAAAGGACCUGUAAUUUGUGAGACAA
Molecule: messenger RNA, 5687 nt
Organism: Pseudophryne corroboree (corroboree frog)
Lineage: Eukaryota; Metazoa; Chordata; Amphibia; Anura; Myobatrachidae
Gene: HIPK2
Product: homeodomain interacting protein kinase 2
Biological process (GO): intrinsic apoptotic signaling pathway in response to DNA damage by p53 class mediator; peptidyl-serine phosphorylation; positive regulation of transcription by RNA polymerase II
Cellular component (GO): nucleus; PML body; cytoplasm
Molecular function (GO): protein tyrosine kinase activity; transcription coactivator activity; transcription corepressor activity
Source: RefSeq, a predicted model, not a curated record